UUUUUCACACUCAGCGAGCCUCUCUCUCUCUUCCUCUCUACACCUGAAAGAUUAGUGGCUUGGAUAUGGGAGUGAAUGCUGUUUUUAGCUCCUUGAAGGAGAUUUUUCCCCAGGUUGAUUUUCGUCUUUUGAGAGGUGUUGCUUUGGAACAUGCCAAUGACCUUGACGCAGCUGUCGAGGAUGUGCUGAAUGAGGUUCUUCCUUUCUUGACCAACCGUCCUGGAAGUCCCGCUAAGAUUCAAAGUCCUACUGGCGAACCCACUGAAGUUAAACCUUUGAGUAGAGAAUUGAUUCACCAACAGGUAGAGAAGGAAGUAGAGGUUGAGCCUUCUCCGGCAGUAGGAUACACCGAUUUUGAAGAUGCCAACAAUAAUGAUCAUACAGAAUUUACAAGUGCUUCCUUCCAUGAGGUUUCUACCGUGGUAGAUGACACAAGUUCAUCUCAGAAUCUUCCAGCAGCAAGAUCCCCUGAUGUAGAUAAUGCCAAAAAUACCGAUCAUACAGAAUUUACAAGUGCUGCCGUUCAUGAGGUUUCUACACUGGUAGAUGACACAAAUCCAUUGCAGAAUGUCCUGGACUCCUCAGAUGUAGAUCAAGCAAGUGGGCACCAGGAACAAGAAUGUGUGAACUCUGGAAGUAGAGAACUGGAAACCAUUGGUAAUGUUGAUGUUGAGCUUCAGCAGUCGUCAUCUGGAAUGGUGAUCAGUUCAGUACAUGAACAAGAGGGGGUUCAUGACUGUUCCAUCAAUGAGCCUUAUGAAUGGAAAGAUUUCGAUUUUUCUCAACAUGAUAGUCUAGCCGGCUCUCAUUUUGAGGGUGAAAGUUCUAUUGUUCGGCUGGAUCCUCCUUUUCCAGAACAUGUACCAGAAACCGUCCUUUCCAAGGAAGAUGAUUCUUUCUGUGAUUUGGCUGAUGAUAUGAAGGAGGCCACUACAAAUAGCAUAUGCAAUAUUGAUGUUCUUGAAGAGAGCAUUGAAGAUGCUAAACAUAACAAGAAAACAUUGUUUUCAGCCAUGGAGUCUGUUAUCACCAUGAUGAGAGAAGUGGAACUUGAAGAGAAAGCUGUUGAUCGUGUCAGAGAGGAAGCAGCAAGGGGAGGUCAGGAUAUUAUGGUGAAGGUGGAGGAACUAAAAGACAUGUUGGCACAUGCGAAGGAUGCAAAUGACAUGCAUGCUGGUGAAGUUUAUGGGGAGAAGGCAAUUCUAGCAACUGAAGUUAGAGAGCUUCAAUGUCGAUUGCUCAGUUUGUCAGAUGAAAGGGAUAAGUCACUUGCAAUCCUUGACGAGAUGCGUGAAACACUUGAAGUACGACUAGCUGGAGUAGCAGAGUUGAGAAAAAUGGCCGAGGAUGAAAAGUUAGAGAAGGAAGAAUCUGCACGGAAAGCUCUUGCUGAACAAGAAGCCAUCAUGGAGAAAGUGGUCGAGGAGUCGAAGACACUGCAACAGGCAGCGGAGGAAAAUUCCAAGUUGCGGGAGUUUCUGAUGGACCGUGGUCACAUUGUAGAUAUGCUACAAGGAGAAAUCUCUGUUAUCUGUCAGGAUGUCAAGUUGCUGAAAGAGAAGUUUGAUGAGCGUGUUCCUCUUAGCCAGUCGGUUUCAUCUAGCCAGACAAGUUGCAUCUUAGCUUCUUCAGGAUCAUCCUUGAAAAGCGUGGCGUCUGGCUUUCUUGUAGAACGAGUUGGGUCAGUUGGGUCAUCUGAGUCACUAAAGACCCUAGAGAGGGUGAGUCCUGUUGCUUCAGUUGACGGUCUCUCACCAAAAUUCAGACAAGAAAAUGAAACAAUCAAGGUGGAUAAACAAGCUCUCAUGGAAGAUGGGUGGGAUGUCUUUGACGAAGAUCUCUUGGAGUAAUAAACUCACGGCUCAAGUUAUGAAGAUCUUCAUCCAUAUGCUUUUUUUAGUAAGUUUAUAUUUCACUAGACAGCGUAUUACUAGUCCCCCUAUAGAGAUGGUGAGCUAUCUGCAGUGAAUUUAUUUUUGUACAGUACAGUUUGGAAACCAAUAAUUUAAGCUUGGAGAUUUUGAAAUUAUUCUAUAUAUAUGAGCAAUGAAAAUGCAUGGGAUCCCCGCUAAGCAACAUGCUGCAGUUGCUUUUCUUUGAAA
Fragaria vesca subsp. vesca is the source of this 2102-nucleotide messenger RNA. RefSeq lists its product as uncharacterized. The transcript is spliced from 9 exons. NCBI's taxonomy places the organism in Eukaryota, Viridiplantae, Streptophyta, Magnoliopsida, Rosales, Rosaceae. The record is from RefSeq and is a predicted model, not a curated record. Gene Ontology annotation, molecular function: ubiquitin binding. Bases 66 to 1850 code for a protein of 594 amino acids.